CCCUUAAAAUGCUGAUUAAUUUCUCAUCCCAAACCCCCAAACUUCAUACGUAUAUAUAAAUACCCCCACAAAAUCGUCUCCCUUCAUCCACACUCCAACACUACAGCCACAAUGGCCAAAACCCUGACAAUGCUCAAGCUCACAACUAGUCUCUCCGUCGUCGUCUUGUUACUCCUCGCCCUACAUUCCCAACGUGCCGCAUCAUAUAAAGAGAACGAGGACGAAGACGAAGAGUACGUGCUCGAUUCGGUCUUCGCAAACUCUAGUGUGCGAAGAAGCAGAUUUUUGGCGUCCAGCGUGAAAAAGAUCAAAAAAGGAACGAGUUGCGAUGCGAAAACUAACCCUUAUGUGUGCAAUGGGGUGUCGGCGAACAACGGGAGCAGUCUCCUUUACUGCUGCAAGAAGCAUUGCCGGAAUGUGCUCGGAGACCGGAACAACUGCGGGAUUUGCGGGCGCAAGUGCGGGCUGGGGGAGCGGUGCUGCGGCGGAGUUUGCACCAAUGUGCUGUGGAGCACGGCCAACUGUGGGAAGUGCAAUAAGAGGUGCCCUGGUGGGGUUAGGUGUGAGUACGGGUACUGUGGGUAUGCAUGACAAGACAUGAGAAGAAGGAGGUAUAAAAUAUUAUUCUUUUGGGGAGAGGUUGUGUUUGUAAAGUGCGAUUUAAGUUUUUGGUUUCAUACAGAUUAUGAUACACAUUAGAUUUUGCGUUCAUGUCCCAUGUGUACCUCACACAGGAGAUAUAAUUAAUGUAAUCCAUUUUUUACUCCCUGAA
Sesamum indicum (sesame) is the source of this 772-nucleotide messenger RNA. RefSeq names its product Stigma-specific Stig1 family protein (gene GRI). Lineage: Eukaryota; Viridiplantae; Streptophyta; Magnoliopsida; Lamiales; Pedaliaceae. The record is from RefSeq and is a predicted model, not a curated record.